Messenger RNA from Laccaria bicolor S238N-H82, 453 nucleotides. RefSeq lists its product as uncharacterized. The record is from RefSeq and is a predicted model, not a curated record. Bases 1 to 453 code for a protein of 150 amino acids. The transcript has 3 exons. NCBI's taxonomy places the organism in Eukaryota, Fungi, Basidiomycota, Agaricomycetes, Agaricales, Hydnangiaceae.
AUGCUUACACUUGCUUACAUUGACUAUCCCCAAAAGAUUGUACUCAUGGUUACCACCAUCGGUGCUACUCCAUCUGAGUUCGACCUACAUGCUCCACAAUCUGUCGAUGAAAGGUGCAUCAAGAUUUUCUUUUACCCACCUCGGUCGGGACCUUCAUUUCCAGAUGUGAUGUUUGUUCAGCUUCCACCAGGGAAUCAAUUUUCAAUUCGUCAGAUUGCCGCUUUGUCUCCACGUGUUUAUGCUGGUGGCUGGUAUGAGUGGCUUGCAGUAAUAUUGCCAACAGUCGGGUGGUGGGCACCCUUUGAUGACUUAGGUUACGAGGUCAUCGAUGAUCAAAACAUUAUCGCAAUUCGCGAUGUGACCCCACCCAGUGAGAGGUCACUCAUGAGCUACAUGAAUUUGGGCGAGGAUGUGGUAACCAAUGAGAUAUUUCAGUCGAUUGUAUGCAAGUAA